AUGGCGGUGGAGGCUCUAGCAGACACAGCAGCAGCAGCAGCAGCAGCAGAAGUGCUCGAGCCAGACCCUGAUGAAAUUCUGCGGCAGCGAGCAGCAGAGCUGCUGAAAGAUGAAUUACAUGAAUUAGGUUUGUCUUUGUCUUUUUAUAAGAGCAAGCUAGCUCCUCCCCCCAAACCAGCAGCAGCAGCAGCAGCAGCAGCAGCAGCAGCAGCAGCAGGAGCAGAAGGAGCAGCAGCAGCAGGAGGAGGAGGGGAUGGUGCAGCAGCAGGUGCAGCAGAUGGAGCAGCUGCAGCACCAACCGCAGCAGCAGAUGGAACUGCAGCAGCAGCAGCAGACACAGCAGCAGACACAGCAGCAGCAGCAGCAGCAGCAGCAGCAGAAGUGCUCGAGCCAGACCCUGAUGAAAUUUUGCGGCAGCGAGCAGCAGAGCUGCUGAAAGAUGAAUUACAUGAAUUAGGUUUGUCUUUGUCUUUUUAUCUACUAUAG
Messenger RNA from Eimeria mitis, 486 nucleotides. RefSeq lists its product as uncharacterized. The coding region runs from base 1 to 486 and encodes 161 amino acids. NCBI's taxonomy places the organism in Eukaryota, Apicomplexa, Conoidasida, Eucoccidiorida, Eimeriidae. The record is from RefSeq and is a predicted model, not a curated record. The transcript is spliced from 4 exons.